Messenger RNA from Fonsecaea erecta, 1836 nucleotides. RefSeq lists its product as hypothetical. Gene Ontology annotation, cellular component: DNA replication preinitiation complex. Lineage: Eukaryota; Fungi; Ascomycota; Eurotiomycetes; Chaetothyriales; Herpotrichiellaceae. Gene Ontology annotation, molecular function: single-stranded DNA binding; DNA replication origin binding. The record is from RefSeq and is a predicted model, not a curated record. The transcript has a single exon. Bases 1 to 1836 code for a protein of 611 amino acids. Gene Ontology annotation, biological process: DNA replication; mitotic DNA replication preinitiation complex assembly; DNA replication initiation.
AUGGACACAUCCAUUCCUCUACCCGACACACCCACACGAGUAUCCCUGCAGUCUCAAGCAGACACACUUCGCCUCGACCUAAAAGAAUAUGAACGAACCUUUGUCGCGAGAAACGGCGGCCGCAAGCCAGGCAAGGGUGACAUAAAAGCCGACGCCGUUAUUGCAGCGAAGUACAAGGAGUAUAGCCGAGUACGCGAUGUGCUCGCAGGGAAACGCGGCAUUGACACAUUGAACACACCCCAUCGGCACCAGAGUGCUCACAGGCACGGACGCACAGACAGUGCGAUCAGCCUGACACCUCAUCGAGGCCGGAAGAGCUUCUCUCCUUCGAGGGCAUCACGGCAUCCCAACGAAAUCGAUCCGUAUGACCCUCCCUCAUCAAUAUCUCCAAAAGUGAUACCUAAGGCCAUCGGACCAACUCCGCGAAGAGAUGGAACUGUGUUGGGCAUAUUCGAUUUGCUCCCUAAUUCGGUGUCAAGGAGAAGCGUCGAAAGCACACCGGGAAGCAGAAAGAGGAAGAUCAACGAAAUCUACGAUGGAGCUGGCGACAAUGACUCAAGACAGGUACCAGUGGCCCAAACCCCAAGCCAGAAACAGAGGCAAUCGAGCUACACUGGAGAUGUAGGUCUUCAGGCGACUACGCCAUCAACAAAGCUGUCUGCCGGAAACCGCCUGCAUUUUAAAACCCCGAUAAGCGAAGGCAAAAAGUUCAUGCUCGAUCACUUCUUCACAACCCCCAGCGCUGUCAGAUUUGCAACCAUGGUCAGUGGUGAUGAUGACGCCGAUGUUACAAUACAGAGCAAGACCCCGCUUCGAGAUUUCGUCCUCAAAACUUCUCCUGCGAAGGACACUGAGAUGGGUAAAGGAGGACUCCUGAUAGCGAAUGGAAACGACUGCACCCCGCCGUAUUUGAAACGUUCGUUCUCAUUUAAAGAGAGGCUUUUCGCUGUGUCAGGAGCUUCUGCCGGUAAGCUGAGUCCGACCUCCAACAGACCGGGCCCGCGAAGAAGCCUAGUAUAUGCCAAAUGCGCGCCGAAGCCCUUGAGUCAGAUCAUCGCAGAUCUGGAGCAAAACAAACAGGAGACACAGCAGCGGAACGACGACGACGAAGAUGACCUUGACGCCUUGAGAGAAAUGGAAGCCAACGAGAUCAAUGUUCUUGUCAACGAUAGUCAGACGGCAGAUGCAGUUCCGACGACGGAAGCCACCGGAGACGAACCAGCCCCCAGAGUAUGGAAGAAGAAGGGCCAGAAAAGGACGACAAGGAGGGUCAUUAUGAGGCCCGUGAAGAUGAAACCGUCUGCGGCACCAAAAUUUGUCGCUGAGGAGGAGGAUGAUGAUGAGGCUGAGGAUAUCGGCCGGGAAGAAAGCGAAGACGAGUUGGCUCUCGCCCAUGAAUCCACUUUCGGCGAACCAGACGGCUCGGACACGGAGGAUAUCACUGCUGAACACCACGAAUCAGAUGAUGAUGGAUUUUAUGAUCCAGACACAUGUGAAGAGGCAGACGAGGUCGUACCCAGAAAUGACCGACCAGUCAACAGGAGAAAGGCCGCAUCGAAGUCGAAGACAUCAUCUUCUACCAUGGUUCCAGAAUCACAACUCUUCCCCAACUCGGAUAAGCCCGUAAAAGGAAAUCCAGGAAGGACGAAACCUAAGUCGAAAGCCUCGAAGACCGCUUCAUCCGGCAGCACGGGCCAAGACGAGAUGAUGACGACGACGCGCAAGAUCAACCCGAACGCCUACGCGCAUAUGAACUUCCGCAGCUUGAAGAUCAAGAACAAAAACUCUCGGGCGAAGAGAGCUGGAGGAGGUAGAUUCUCCAGAGGCAGAAGGUGA